ACCAACACCAUCCCUUAAUUCUUACCUGCCUCUUUCUCUAUCUCUCUCUAUCCCUUUCUCUCUCCGAUUCUACACAUUUCUCUUUAGUGCAUUUAGCGAUGCCUGUUCCUAUAAUGCCUGAGAAAUCCUUUCAAGGACUUCAUGUUUUGGGAAGAGAAAAUAGUUCAUAUCCCUUCUAUAAUAGAUUGGAGGGGAAAAUUGCAGUUGUCACCGGUGGCGCUAGAGGGAUUGGAGAGGCGACGGUGAGACUCUUUGCAAGACACGGUGCCAAGGUGGUCAUAGCUGAUGUUGAAGACACACUCGGAGCUGCACUUGCUAGCUCAUUAGCUCCCUCAGUUACCUUUGUUCACUGUGAUGUUAGCUUGGAAGAGGAUAUUGAGAACGUAAUCAAUUCUACGGUGUCCCGGUACGGACGCCUCGAUAUCCUUUUCAACAAUGCUGGGGUGCUGGGAAAUCAAUCAAAGCACAAGAGCAUAAUUGACUUUGAUAUAGAUGAAUUCGAUCAGGUGAUGCGUGUGAAUGUAAGAGGGAUGGCUCUAGGAAUCAAGCACGCGGCGAGAGUCAUGGUCCCAAGAGGAAUGGGAUGUAUAAUCUCCACGGCUAGUGUAGCAGGAGUGAUGGGAGGGCUUGGUCCUCAUGCUUACACAGCUUCAAAGCAUGCAAUUGUGGGGCUGACGAAGAACACUGCCUGCGAGCUUGGGCGGUAUGGGAUUAGAGUAAACUGCAUUUCUCCAUUUGGGGUGGCUACUUCCAUGCUUGUGAAUGCAUGGAGGAGCAGUGAUGAAGAAGAGGAGGAUUGCAUGAAUUUUGGGAUACCAUGUGAGAGAGAAGUGGAGAAGAUGGAGGAGUUUGUGAGUGGGCUGGCCAACUUGAAAGGCCAUAUACUCAGGGCUAAAGAUAUAGCCGAGGCUGCUCUUUAUCUUGCUAGUGAUGAGUCCAAAUAUGUAAGUGGACAUAACCUUGUAGUAGAUGGUGGGAUUACCACUUCGAGAAAUUGUGUUGGCUUGUAGUUCAAAUUAAUUUCUCCUUUGUAAUUCAAUUUUUUCUUUCAAUUAAUGUAGGCAAUUUACUUUGUUUUCA
Messenger RNA from Vitis vinifera (wine grape), 1080 nucleotides. RefSeq names its product short-chain dehydrogenase reductase 2a. NCBI's taxonomy places the organism in Eukaryota, Viridiplantae, Streptophyta, Magnoliopsida, Vitales, Vitaceae. The coding region runs from base 99 to 1010 and encodes 303 amino acids. Gene Ontology annotation, molecular function: oxidoreductase activity, acting on the CH-OH group of donors, NAD or NADP as acceptor. The record is from RefSeq and is a predicted model, not a curated record. The transcript is spliced from 2 exons.